GUAUCAUCAUUUAAUAUGGAGCGUUGGCAGAAGAAAGUCGCCGUUGUGACCGGUGCUAGUGCUGGAAUUGGAGCUGCUUGUGCCAAGGCCCUUACAGCAGCAGGUCUGAUUGUUGUUGGUUUGGCUCGACGGGAUGAAAGGGUGCGAAAACUAGCCGCGGAUCUGCCAGGAGCUGUCCAGAAGAAUCUACAUGCUAUUAAGUGUGAUUUAACCAAAGAAGAUGACGUCAUGAAAGCCUUCGAAUGGACCGAGAAAAAUUUCGGAGGUGUUGAUGUUCUGGUGAAUAAUGCUGGAGUCAUUGAAACAACUCAACUAAGCAAACGUAACAAUACCAAAGAAAUUCGACAAACAAUCGAGACGAACUUAAUGGGAGUUGUGUAUUGCACAAGAGAAGCCUUCAACUCUAUGUUGGACAGAAAUGUUGAGGGUCAUAUUGUGAUUGUGAAUAGUGUCGCUGGACAUCAGGUUCCUAAUUUAGGACCUGAUUUGCCAUCCUUAAAUGUCUAUCCAGCGACAAAAUUUGCACUUAGAGCUAUGACCGAAAUUUAUCGACAAGAAUUUCUUAAAAAUAAGUCUAAGGUUCGAAUAACGAGUAUAAGUCCUGGGAUUGUGAAUACAGACAUUCUUCCGACAGAAAUUCAAACCGUUGUUAAGCAAUUUAUGCCAAUGCUCAGUUCUGAAGAUGUUGCCGAUGCUGUUUUGUAUGCGAUUUCAACACCGGAUAAUGUACAGGUUCACAAUAUAAUUAUCAAACCAAUGGGAGAGAAGUUCUAAGAAAAGAAAAGAAAUCAUACUACCGUAGCUAAAAGCAAUUUUUUCCAAUAGGUUUCAGGAUAAUUUCGUGCACCUGGAUAAAUAAAUUAAAAAGAAAUAAAAACAUAAAUUUAAUAA
This is a messenger RNA of Eupeodes corollae, 891 nucleotides long. RefSeq names its product farnesol dehydrogenase. Lineage: Eukaryota; Metazoa; Arthropoda; Insecta; Diptera; Syrphidae. Gene Ontology annotation, molecular function: oxidoreductase activity. The transcript has 3 exons. The record is from RefSeq and is a predicted model, not a curated record. The coding region runs from base 16 to 774 and encodes 252 amino acids.